AUGGUCAGCUUCAUUGCCCAGAUCCUCACUCUUGCGCUUGCCGGCUACGCCGCCGCGGCUGAGCUCGACAUCAAGGUCGUCGAGGUGCCGGACAGCUGUCCCAUCAAGACGCGCAAGGGCGACAAGCUCGCCAUGCACUACACCGGCACGCUCGAAGAUGGGUCCAAGUUUGACAGCUCGCGCGACCGCAACUCGCCCCUCGACUUUACGCUCGGUGCCGGACAGGUGAUCGCGGGCUGGGACGAGGGCCUCAAGGACAUGUGCAUUGGCGAGAAGCGUCUUCUCACGAUUCCCUACCACAUGGCCUAUGGCGAGUCGGGCUUCCCGCCCGUCAUCCCGCCCCGGUCCAACCUCAUCUUCGACGUCGAGCUCGUCGACAUCAAGAACCGCAAGCCGGCCAAGGGCGAGCUCUAA
Messenger RNA from Cutaneotrichosporon cavernicola, 414 nucleotides. RefSeq lists its product as uncharacterized. The transcript is spliced from 3 exons. Lineage: Eukaryota; Fungi; Basidiomycota; Tremellomycetes; Trichosporonales; Trichosporonaceae. Gene Ontology annotation, cellular component: endoplasmic reticulum. Gene Ontology annotation, biological process: protein peptidyl-prolyl isomerization. Gene Ontology annotation, molecular function: peptidyl-prolyl cis-trans isomerase activity. The record is from RefSeq and is a predicted model, not a curated record. The coding region runs from base 1 to 414 and encodes 137 amino acids.